UUGCUCUUCAGCAAAAAGCUGCGGUGAAAAUUUAACAAAUUAAUUAUUUGUCACUUUUAGGAAAUUUUAUUGAAAAAUUUUGAAAAAUUGAAAAAUUUUGAAAAAUAUUGAAAAUCUAUUAAAAUCGGAGUAUUUUGAGCUGUUUUAAAGGAUAAAAGAACUAAAAAUCAACCAAAAAUGCGCAUCGAAAACUUACCAGAUCCCGAAAAUCGCUUCUCCAUCCUCGAAGAAGUUGCUGUCGGCAUGUGUUCCAAAGUCUUUCGAGCCAAGGACAACGAAUCAAAUGGUCGCAUUGUCGCCAUCAAGAUUCAAAAGUACGAAUCCGAGCUGCGUGAGUACAUCGAGGAAGAAUAUCGUGUCUUACGUGAUUUUUGCAAGCAUCCAAACCUCCCUGAGCUCGUUGGAGUUUACAAGAAGGAAAAAUCUCGCGGAAUGGAGGAAGUUUGGUUCGUAAUGGAGUUUUGCGAAAACGGCUCUGCCAUCGAUCUCGUGAACGCUCUUCAAGUAAAAACGCGUCGCAUGACGGAGCUUCACAUCGCCUUCAUCCUCCGCGAGACAGCAAAAGCGUUAAUUCACUUGCACGAGAAUAACGUAAUUCAUCGCGACGUCAAGGGAUCCAAUAUUCUCCUCACGAAAGCGGGCGACGUGAAAUUAGUUGACUUUGGGCUGUCUCGUGACACGAAAGGACCUUACGGGAAACGGAAUACUUGCAUCGGAUCGCCUUGUUACAUGGCGCCUGAGAUGUUUACUGCCCCCGGAAAAGGAUCGAGCUCGUACAACAACAAAUGCGAUGUCUGGGCAUUGGGAAUAACGGCAAUUGAGUUGGCUGAUGGCAAACCUCCGUAUGCGGGAAGUCAUCCGACACGUAUGAUGUUCAAUAUUGUCCAUAAUCCGCCGCCAACGUUGCAUCGACAGUCGAAUUGGUCCCAGAUGUACAACGAUUUCAUCAUGGAAUGCUUGGAAAAGGAUCCCGAAUGUCGUCCUGUGAUGGCGGAAAUUAUCGAGCAUCCAUUUUUGACGCAAUUACCUGAAAAUGACUAUCAUUUGACUCAAGAGCUGAAAAUAAUGCUGGAAGAAUGUUUAGACACGAAAAAAUCCCUGAAACGCGAAGCUGAAAUCGGAAUUCACAAAGGUUUCUUGAAGGUUUACGACGAAGAACCCAAAAAAAUGUUCGUUGAGGAUCUCUGUGCCUUGCCCAAAGUCACGGAAGAGACAAUUUUGAACGAAAUUCAACAUCGCGUGAAAAAUGGUUACAAUUAUACCUUCGCCGGUGACAUCUUACUCGCUUUUAAUACGAACGAAACGACUUUUACGACUCCUGAGAUGCAUUCCAAGUACAAAUUCAAGUCGCGUUCGGAUAAUGCUCCCCAUAUUUUUGCUGCUGCUGACACGGCGUACCAAGAUGUCUUUCAUCACGACGAGAUUCAGUACAUUUUGUUGAGUGGCGAGAGCUUGAGCGGCAAAACUCACAAUUUGAGGAUGUUGGUUGAUCAUUUCAUCUGCUUGGGCGAAGGAUAUCAGAAUAUUGGGGGACGCAUUACGGGUGCUUAUAACAUCAUUCAGGCAUUAACCCAUGCACGAACUCCCACAAAUCCCAAUUCGACGAGAUGUAUUUUGAAUUUUCAAUUGACGUUUGCGAGCACGGGAAAGCUUACGGGAGCGAUUUUCAAUCCGUAUAUGUUGGAAAAGUUUAGAGUUGCUUCUGAAAAGACCGACCAAUUAAAUUUCCACAUUUUCUACCAAUUUUUCAACACGAUGGAGCGCGAAGAGCGUCUUUUGGAUUAUUUCACGGACUUACGAAUCGGUUUCAACAAAACUCUUCGUGGCUACUGUCCCUCGGAUAAAAAUGCCAAAAGUUUCCGUGAAUGGGAGCAAUUAUUAUCAACUUUGGAUUUCUCAAAGGACCAAAUCGAGUCAAUUUAUCGCAUUCUCGCUGCGAUAAUACUCAUGGGCGAAAUCGUGUUCAAGGAAAGUGAAAAUUCCGCAACAAUUGCCGAAGUCGCCAACCCCAAAUAUGCCAUUCAAGCAUCGAAACUCCUCAAAAUCGACGAGAAAAAGUUCAAAUGGGCUCUCGUGAACUAUUGCAUCAUCUCGAACGGAAAUGCAAAACGUCGUCAUCACUCGCCCGACGAAGCUUGUCUCGCCCGUGAUGCCCUAAUUGGCGCCAUUUACAGUCGUUUAGUCGAUUACAUCGUCAACAUCAUAAACGCCAAGCUCGCUUUUGGUCGUGCCGUGUUCGGAGACUCGCAUGUAAUCUCAAUUAUCGACAUGUUCGGGUUUGAAUGCUUUGCGGAGAACAAUUUCGAGCAACUUGUGAUCAAUUCUGUCAAUGAACAGUUCCAAUAUCACUACAACCAGCGAGUUUUUGUGUGGGAAAUGCAAGAAGAAGCGGAAGAAGGCAUCGAUUUCAUCUCGUUGAACUUUUAUGACAACAAAAUUUGCGUCGAUCAACUCAUGAGUAAGCCAAAUGGGGUGUUUAGCAUCUUGGAUAAUUGCUCGUUGGGACGUCAUGACUACGCCUACAUCAUCGAACACAUCAAUUCGAACAAGACGACGCUCAUUAAGCGAAGUAACAACGCGCAUCAAUUCACUGUGGCGCAUUAUACGGGAACAGUUACUUACGACGCUCGUGAUAUGGGAGACAAAAAUCGUGACUUUGUACCGCCUGAGAUGCUGGAAACGCUUCGUGGAUCCUCAGAAGAGGUCGUUAAAACGAUGUUUUUGAAUCUUCUGACCAAAACGGGGAACUUGACGAUGACGACAGAAAAUGAUGAGGUCGUUGCCGUUAAUCAGAAGAAUAAAUGGGGUGCUGCUCUUGUUGCUGAAAAGUCAAAAGGACAGAAGUUAAAUACCUUAUCACGAGGCGUUUACAGUCAACUACACAAGAUGCGAACCUUAUCAUCAGUUUUUCGUUCAACUUGUUUGGAAUUGUUGCGAAAUUUGUCAAUCGCCGGCAUUGGAGUUCAUUUUGUUCGGUGCAUUCGAUGCGAUUUAACCAACGAACCACGUGGUUUUCAUGAAGAAUUGGUCCGGCAACAAAUGCGAGCGAUGGCAAUUUUGGAUACUACAAGAGGCAGACAACGCGGAUAUCCAUACCGAAUUACUUUUGAAGAGUUUUUGAGACGUUAUAAAUUCUUAGCCUUCGAGUACGAAGAAAAUGUGGAAAUAACGAAAGAUAAUUGUCGUUUAUUGCUUUUGCGUCUCAAAAUGGAAGGAUGGCUCAUUGGUAAAACGAAAGUUUUUCUCAAAUAUCAUAACGUCGAGUUCUUGGCAAAAUUAUACGAAGAUCAAGUCAAGAAAAUUGUCAAAGUUCAAGCCUUUUUGCGUGCAUUUUUGGCUAAAAAGCGUAUUACCAACAAAUUACGCAGCGUUCGUGACUCAAUUCGUCGUCGCUUAUCUCAUCAAGACUCCCGCGAUUCGCAACUUUCCGAGGACGAAGCUGUCGUUCGUAUCCAAAAAUUCUAUCGCGGGUAUCAAGCACGUAAAAUUUAUGGGUCUCUCAUCAACAAAAAGACCGGAAAAAUUGACGAAACCACGGCAGCGUUCAUUGCGCCCUUCGCCCGACGUUGGAAAAACAAGACUUUAUUCCAAAUUGUCUUGCAAUAUCGUGCACAUCAGUACCAAAAUUUAAUUGCAUUCGGUCAACAAGUGCAUUAUUUCAACCAACAUGCCGUUCAGGGUCUCAAUUCUGUGAGCAAUUGUGUCCUUUUGGAGAAAAUCAAUCAACGCGAGUUCCAAAAAGAGGUUUUGGGACCCAUAAAAUUGUCUUGCUUGAAAAUUCCCUUCAGAUUUGACGAUUUGCCGUUCUUUGAUACGUCUCACAUGUGUCAAGAUCAUCAAAUGUACCACGAAGACGAGGAAAAUUGGGAUUGGGAUGUCCCAAUGCGUCGCGUAAAGUAUCAAGCGGCACCAAGUGCUUACGGUCCGGGCAUUGCCAAGCAUGAGGCGAUGAAAAAAUACGGCGUUGAUUUCGAAUAUUUGGUUAAUGAGCCAUUUACUCGCGAUAAUACGAUACGAAAAAUUCAAGCUCGUCGUAUCUCCGAACAUCAAGUUCAGGCACGUGCGAACGUCUCUUCGUACCAAAUGCCUUCGUACAUUCCCGCAUCUCCAUCCGCACGUUUCGGGGAUACCGGUCGACACAACUAUGGCGCCAAAAAAAUCGCUCCGUCGCCUCCAAUCGUCAAACAUAACAAGGGAAUGGCGCCGCAACCGUUCGUUGAACCCGAAUGGAAGCCUGCAUUGAAGCACGUUUCGCCGAAAAAGGUCGAUCCGAUCCGAGAAAUGAAACUUAUUGGACAAAAAACGGAAGACGAUGAUACGGAUGGCGAUGCACCAUUCAACUUCCAACACAUGUUGCGAAAGACGAACCACAAACGAGCUUCGAUGAAACGCGAUGGAAAUUUGGGUUUUGUCACGGGCGAAAUUGACAUUGAUGAUCAUAACGCCAACUCGGGCAUGGCAAAAUCCAACAACAACGUCGUCUACAAGAGUAAAAACAUGAAAAAAGAUGCGAAUGCUAACAAAGCUCCCACUCUCGUACUCGACUCAGAGGAUUUCUCGGCAGAUCUCUAAAUA
Messenger RNA from Culicoides brevitarsis, 4575 nucleotides. It is a transcript of the gene ninaC, whose product is annotated as neither inactivation nor afterpotential protein C. Gene Ontology annotation, molecular function: protein binding; ATP binding; protein serine/threonine kinase activity. NCBI's taxonomy places the organism in Eukaryota, Metazoa, Arthropoda, Insecta, Diptera, Ceratopogonidae. The record is from RefSeq and is a predicted model, not a curated record. Gene Ontology annotation, biological process: regulation of actin filament length; peptidyl-serine phosphorylation. Bases 178 to 4572 code for a protein of 1464 amino acids. The transcript is spliced from 15 exons. Gene Ontology annotation, cellular component: myosin complex.